AUGGUCAAACAACCAUUAGCCAGCAGCUCCUCAUCGUCAUCCACCAACUGGUGUUUGCGAUUAUUGGCAUUUGGCUCUCUUCUUGUCACCUUGUCCGUUGUGUACAUGGCGACCUACAUGGUCUUCUCACCAUUAUCCUGUCAUUGGUCAACAUCAAAAUCUGCCACUUCUCGAAGAAUUGCUUUGAUUGCUGAUCCUCAAAUGGAAGGCGACACUAAAGUGUAUCAUCAAGGUCAAUACGGUCUUUUAAAUAAUUAUUUCAAUGAUUAUUAUUUUACAUUAAUUUUUCAGAAUGUUCAUUACUUUCUUCAACCCGAUACCAUUUACAUGCUUGGUGAUUUAUUUUCCUCACAAUAUGUCUCUAAUGAGGAAUUUGAUAUUCGAGUGGAAAGAUAUAACAGAAAUUUCUCAGGACUAUUCAAAUGGCUCAAUCGAUUGUUGCAAUUGAGGAGUGGAGAUUUGAAGGAAGAAGAAUAUUUACAAAAAAAUGUUCGAUCAGAAAACUCUUUACGGAACUUACCUUUUCCUUAUUUGGUAAAUUUAACAGGAAACCAUGACAUUGGUUAUGGUAUUGAGGCGUCAUUCUUUAGAGUUCAGAGAUUUAUUGCUGCAUUUGGUGUUCAAAAUAGAAAAGAUGUUAUUCUAGAAAAUGGUAAAAAGAAGGUCCUUGCUGUCACUUUAAAUUCAAUGGUUUUGGAUGGAGGUGAAGAUAAGGCAGAAUUCAAAGCGGCUUGGGAAAUGGUGGAACAAGUUCGUAAAAUGAAGCAAGAAAUGAAAGAAGAUUUGGAAGUGCUACUCUUUAUUCAUGUUCCACUUCACAAACCAAAAGGAGCAUGUGUGGAUAGACCUUACAUUCGAUGGUCUGACGGAGACGAUAGAUUACCGAUUGAACAAAACAUGUUAUCUCCAAGAGUUUCACAACUACUUUUGGAUCAACUCAAACCAAAAUAUAUUUUCAAUGGUCAUGAUCACUUUGGAUGCAAAUACCAACACAAAGAAGGAACGAUGGAAAUUACUGUAAAAUCAAUUCAAGGUGAUUUUGCAGGAAAUGUUGGUUUAUUUGAAGUUGAAAGUAAGAAUGGUCAAUUUGAGUACAAGUAUAAGGAUUGUGAGUAUUAUCCAACUAAGGUGGUGGUGGGCUUUUUGGGAGGAGUUGCUUUGUGGAUUGUUUUUGUCAUUCUUGUCAUUGUGUUGAGAAUUGUCAGGUUUGUGCUGUGUUGUGAAUUCGUGCCAAGAAAAGAGAAGAGGGACUAA
Naegleria fowleri is the source of this 1254-nucleotide messenger RNA. RefSeq lists its product as uncharacterized. NCBI's taxonomy places the organism in Eukaryota, Heterolobosea, Eutetramitea, Acrasida, Naegleriidae. Gene Ontology annotation, molecular function: hydrolase activity. Bases 1 to 1254 code for a protein of 417 amino acids. Gene Ontology annotation, cellular component: endoplasmic reticulum. The record is from RefSeq and is a predicted model, not a curated record. Gene Ontology annotation, biological process: GPI anchor biosynthetic process. The transcript is spliced from 2 exons.